Effrenium voratum is the source of this 1478-nucleotide messenger RNA. The record is from the annotation of a GenBank genome assembly. NCBI's taxonomy places the organism in Eukaryota, Dinophyceae, Suessiales, Symbiodiniaceae.
CCAGAUGUGGGCCACACUGAUGGUUGACUCACUCAUGACGCCAUGAGACCAUGAGCCAGGUGGAUGUGGUCUUGCUUCAGUUCGCGUUGGGCGCCUUUGCGCUUUUUCUGCGCUACUUCUCGAGGCCCUUUGUGGCCUGCUGCAGACGAUGCGGCAGCUGUCUUUACAGCUGCCUGUGCUGCCUGUGCAUGAGUCGUGCCAAAGAUGCCGACGAGAUCCAGCCAGCGCCAGGCCUCGGCACCUGGCUCUCCACCCACGCUGCGGUGCGGUGGUACUGGUUCCACCUGGCCAUGCAGUUCGGCUUCCUCACCCGAGAGUUUAUGGUGAUUUCGGCCUUACAGCCGGGUCGAUGGCGAUGGGAGGUGCUGGUCUCCUACUGCUCCAUCUGCGCGACCUAUCUGGUGGUCUUCUUUGAGGUGAGCCACUUCUCCUCGGUGAGGAACCAGAACUUAGUCACGAAGCCAGGGAGCUCGGGUUGCAGAGCCGCGCCGCAGAGUGGCAGCAAACAGCCUGACGUCUCGGAGAGCACGCUGGGGGAGGCGGAAAUGGAGCUAGAGGAGGAGGAGGAGGAAGAGGAGGAGGACGCUUGGGUCCCACUGCGUCCCGGGCGGCCGCCGCCCGCGCCGCUCCGACGCCGGAAGCAAGCUGCUCACGUGCCGCGGGCGGGCGCGGGGCUGGGGCUGGACGAGGAGAUUUAUCGCCCAGAGAAGGACAGCGACGCCGCCAAGUACGUGGAGGACCUGGUGAGGCGCACCUCCAACCUGGACUUUCUGCGCCAUCAAGCGGCAGGGCUCUCUGCGGGCAGCUUGAUCUCUCACCCAGAGAAGGAGGCCGACCACGUGGAGAACCUCGAGAACGACCACGUGAAGGACCUCGAGAACCUGGACUUUGUGCGCCAUGAAGCGGCAGGGCCCUCCGCGGGCAGCUUGAUCUCUCACCCAGAGAAGGAAGCCGACCACGUGGAGAACCUCGAGAACGACCACGUGAAGGACCUCGAGAACCUGGACUUUGUGCGCCAUGAAGCGGCAAGGCUCUCUGCGGGCAGCGUGGGGCAUCCUGAGUUGUGCCACAAGCCUUGUCUCUUCCUCUUCAAAGUCGGAGGGUGCCCCUUAGGCGCCGAGUGCAAUUUCUGCCAUGAACCCCAUGAACGCGCGAAGGUGGACAGGAGGAUGCGCCAAUUGCUGCAUGACUUGGACGAGGCCCAGCAGUUGGCAAUAGUACUUCCACAUCUCCGAGAGCGCGGGCAACGGCUUCAGAUGCGCGAGGCUGACCGGCUCCUGACCCACUUGGAGCAAUUGCUGGCAUCGCUGCCAAUGUCCCACAGGCCUGUCCCUCCCUUUUGGCAGCUCAGCCAGCUGAGACAAACCCUGCACCGCCUGAACUUCUCUCACCUGCUCCAGCUAUGCCCAUGCGACUUCGACACGGGGCCCAUUCUGGAUAUUCUCCGAGCACGGGCGCCAGUCAGGCCUAUAGCAUAG